GCCACUUUUCCUCUUUUCUCUCCUCUGCACACAGUGAAUGAGUAUGUGUUCAUGGUCCAAGCCAGAGGGAUCCAGAUCCGAGAGAAUGUGAAGAACAUCGGGGCACAGGUGCUGGAGCAGGUGGUGAGAGGAGCGUACAGCGUCAACGGCACAGAUUAUUCCUAUGAUUUUAAUGUGAGUGAGAGUGAUGCUCCUCCCUCCACAUACCUGCCUGAGGGUUUCACCUACCUCCCCUCGCAGGUGUGUCCUGACAGGCUGCCCUCCAUGAAGGGCAGGUUGGUGGUGAACAUGAGCGAGGUUUCUCUGGAGGAGGUUGAGGGAUCCUUGCUGGAGGCGGAGCUGAGUGUAGCCCCAGGAGGUUUCUGGAAGCCCAAAGACUGUUUACCUCGAUGGAAGGUGGCCAUCCUCGUCCCAUUCAGGAACCGACAUGAACACUUACCAAUCCUCCUGAGACACCUGGUGCCAGUGCUGCAGAAACAGAAAAUCCAGUUUGCCUUUUAUGUCAUAGAGCAGGGCGGCACAGAGCCGUUUAACCGAGCCAUGUUGUUCAACGUGGGCUACAAGGAGGCGAUGAAGGACCUGGACUGGGACUGUCUGAUCUUCCAUGAUGUGGACCACCUCAUGGAGAACGACAGGAACUACUACGGCUGCACAGACAUGCCGCGACACUUUGCGGUCAAGCUGGACAAGUACUCGUACAUGCUUCCAUAUAAUGAGUUCUUUGGUGGCGUCAGCGGCCUGACGGUGCAGCAGUUCAAGAAGAUUAAUGGGUUUCCUAAUGCGUUCUGGGGAUGGGGAGGAGAGGACGAUGACCUCUGGAACAGGGUGCAGUUUGCUAACCUCUCAGUGAGCAGACCACAUGGAGAACAGGGACGCUACAUGUCCAUACCACAUCACCAUCGUGGGGAAGUUCAGUUUCUGGGAAGGUAUAGUCUACUACGUCACUCAAAGGAGCGGCAGAAGGUGGACGGUCUCAACAACCUCAACUACUCGCCCCUUGUGUCCAGGAGGCCUCUCUACACCAACAUCACAGUGAGCCUGAGCAGAAACCUCGCACCUGUGGCCGACUACUGACCGAGGCCCAGCUGGACUGCAGACCACCAGGGAAUCCCAUCAGCCAUAUUUCACCUGUUUCAGCACUGCUUUAGGACUUUCCACUUGAUUGAAUCUUUGUUCUUUUGUUUAUAUGCAAAAAAAGAAAAGAAAAAGAAGAGUUAAAUAAGUGUGUUGGAUAAAUCAUAGAAGAAAACUAGGGAUAUAUGCUGCACCAGUCUGUGCAACAGUCCAUCACUCCUUCCCAUCUGAGCUUAUCUAAUCUUCUCUCUCCACAUGCCUUUUGCACCAUUUUGGCCUUCAGCAUCCAUUCAGCUAUUCAUUCAUUCAUUCAUUCAUUCAUUUUCUGAUUCAAUAAGUUCAUGCCUACACAGCUGUGCUUAUUUCUUGAAAUAUCGGCCACGAUAGCGCAGGUGCACGCAUGCGACAGUGUGACUUGCAUGUGCUGACUCGUUUCCUUAGGCUUUGAUUUACGUUUGUUUUUUGUUUUUUUUUUGCACUUGCCGUAAAAACCUGGGAAAACAUUUACACACACACACCACCACCUCCACCACCACCACCUCCACCACCACCAUCACAUAGCGACUUUAGCCCAGUGGAUUCCUGCAGCUGGUUCUGCAGAUGCCAAAUCUUCAAGUGAAGCGUGCUAGAGAGAAUUCUAUAUAAAGAGUGAGUUUAAUUUAUCCUGACUUUGGAGAAUAUUGAAACCUAGAUCACGUGCUAGUGGCUUGAUUUGGUCCUGUGAACCUAGCGUUUGUGUCUUUGCGUAGUUCCGGCUGUGUGUGUUUGUUCGACCUGUUAGCAAUAAGCUGCAAAAGCAGACAGCGGACGACAUAGAUCCUGACUUCCUUCACUUACACAGAUGCAAUAGAGCGGGUGCUAGCACACACACACACACACACACACACACACUCAGCGCUCACCUCUGCCACACCCCGCCCUCUUUCACCAUCUUUGUCUGUGUCAUGUGACAGUGAAGGAGAGCUAUGCAAAUGGCCCGUGCGUGUGCGUGUGUGCGUGUGUGCGUGCGUGCGCUCUACUGUCAGCGGCGAGAGAACGUCUCAGCCCUGAAACUGUGACACACUUGGCUUGAGACGCUGCUGUGUGUGGUGUGUGUGUGGUGUGUGUGCGGUGUGUCGCUGGGCGUCGCGUGCAAAGUCAGGCAGAGACGGGAAACGGUCGUGGCUUUGUUAUGUUUUCAGAUCCCGCGUCCUUUCAUGUCCAGUCCUCUCGAUUGUUUUUACAGAAGACAAGUGUCGCUGUCACUGGUGUUUACAGAAGCUUCUGCUUUGUUGUGUUUCAGACUGUCUCGUCUUUGUGUCGACGAUCGCCAGCCCUCCUUCACUGUGGGUGCUGUGAAAUCUCCUCAAUGAUAAAUCGAGAGCUGCCUUCAUUUUCUUUGUACUACUUUAUUUUGAAACGUCAGGUAAUGAACUACUGAUUAUCCCUGUUAGCUUGGCACAGACAGGAUGUUGUGAGGUUUUGUUGGAUGGCGUGCGGCGUAAAGGUCAUGUGAGCAGAACAGAUGAAAGCGUCUUGAGAACGGAGCCGGUUCAGUUUACAGCUGAAAAUCUUUCACUUCACUCUCAACGCGUCCUCUACACCCUCCCUCAAUCUAACCAGGCUUUUAUUGUGAAAUAUUUGGAUGUCACUCACUACAGACCUGCAGGUGUGACGGCAUAUGUGCAGUUGCUACAACUCCGCCUCCUUUAUGUGUGUGUGUGUGUGUGUGUGACAAUACAGAACUUCCCAAAAACUGUUAAAUUAAAAGAAAUAGCGUGUGUCCCACUGUCUUUGGUCACUGGCUGUCCUCUCGUCAUGCAGCUACUUCAUUUCACACAAAUCGCCUUGUAUGCAUUUCUGAUGAUGGGGAAAAUGUGGGUGUUUGAAAAAGAAAUGAGAAAAAAUUGAAGAUGCAAAGAGGCUGGCCCUCGUUUUUUUUUUAUUUAUUUGAUCUUUUAUGGAUUCUUUUCUGGAAUUGUCGAGUUUUUGUGUCGCGAUGAUUUAGGUGACCUACUGUAAGACGGUGUUACACGCACUGAAGCCUGUAAUUGUUUGUAAUUGUGUGGCGAUUGUGAGGUUCAGGUCCAUACCAAAAAAA
Solea senegalensis (Senegalese sole) is the source of this 3154-nucleotide messenger RNA. RefSeq names its product UDP-Gal:betaGlcNAc beta 1,4- galactosyltransferase, polypeptide 5 (gene b4galt5). The coding region runs from base 52 to 1074 and encodes 340 amino acids. Gene Ontology annotation, molecular function: UDP-galactose:glucosylceramide beta-1,4-galactosyltransferase activity. The transcript has 8 exons. Lineage: Eukaryota; Metazoa; Chordata; Actinopteri; Pleuronectiformes; Soleidae. Gene Ontology annotation, biological process: glycoprotein biosynthetic process; carbohydrate metabolic process. The record is from RefSeq and is a predicted model, not a curated record.